AUGUCAGCCUUGAAGAAGAGAAAAGUGCAGCAUGAACGCUCCACCUUCAGCGAGGAGGCCCCACGCCAACCCAAGCCCUCCAAAAAGACCAUGGACCGCAUAGACGACACCAAAGAAGCUGCCGAGAACCUGGCCAAGAAGGCUGUCAAGAAGGCCGCCACCGACGACGUCGAGGAGAAGAAGCAAAAGAAGGUCAAGAAGCGAAAAGCACAAGAAGAGGAAGAUGAAGACCCGUCUGAGGAAAUUCCUGCGCCUGCCGACGACGAAGAGGAGGAGACAACCACACCCAAGUCGUUCCGCGAACUGGGAAUUAUCGAUGCCCUGGCUGAAUCAUGUGAAGCCUUGAACUACACAAAGCCCACGCCUAUUCAAGCAGAGUCUAUCCCUCUCGCGCUCCAAGGAAGGGAUAUCAUCGGUCUGGCCGAGACUGGUUCGGGAAAGACUGCUGCAUUCGCAUUGCCCAUCCUACAAGCGCUAAUGGAGACUCCCUCGUCCCUGUUUGGUCUGGUCCUGGCCCCCACAAGAGAACUCGCCUAUCAAAUCAGCCAACAGUUCGAAGCCCUGGGCUCCUUGAUCGGUGUGAAGUGCGCUGUUAUUGUCGGUGGUAUGGAUAUGGUCCCUCAGGCUAUUGCUCUCGGAAAGAAGCCGCAUAUCAUUGUCGCAACUCCCGGACGUCUGCUCGAUCACUUGGAAAACACAAAAGGCUUCUCUCUGCGCACGCUCAAGUACUUGGUCAUGGAUGAAGCCGACAGACUGCUGGACCUGGAUUUCGGUCCCAUCCUCGACAAGAUCCUGAAGGUCAUCCCCAAAGAGAGGCGCACCUACCUCUUCUCCGCCACCAUGUCCUCCAAGGUCGAAUCUCUACAACGCGCCUCGCUCUCCAACCCCAUGAAGGUCAGCAUCUCCUCGUCCAGCUACCAAACCGUCAGCACCUUGAUCCAAUCCUACCUCUUCAUCCCCCACAAAUUCAAGGACAUUUACCUCGUCUACAUCCUCAACGAAUUUGCCGGUCAGAGCACCGUCCUCUUCACCCGCACCGUCAACGAAACACAACGACUAGCCUACCUCCUCCGCGCCCUCGGCUUCGGCGCCAUCCCCCUCCACGGCCAGCUCUCCCAAUCAGCACGUCUAGGCGCCCUCUCAAAAUUCAGAGCCGGCAGUCGCGACAUCUUGGUCGCCACCGAUGUCGCAGCUCGUGGAUUGGAUAUCCCUUCCGUGGACCUGGUGCUCAACUUUGACCUUCCCCCAGACAGCAAGACCUAUGUCCACAGAGUGGGUCGUACAGCCCGUGCCGGCAAAGCAGGCAGAGCUGUUUCGUUCGUCACACAAUAUGACGUUGAAGUCUUCCAGAGGAUAGAAAAGGCGUUGGCCAAGAAAUUGCCCGAGCAUGAUGCGCCCAGAGAUCAAGUCAUGGUGUUUGCCGAAAAGGUAUCCGAGGCUCAGCGUGUGGCUGUUAGGGAAAUGAAGGAUUUGCACGAAAAGGCAAAGAAUGGCGGUAGAGGUGGACCUAGAGGAAAGGGCAAGAGAGAUGCCAUGGACAGGGAUGAGGGUUGA
Messenger RNA from Aureobasidium uvarum, 1554 nucleotides. The record is from the annotation of a GenBank genome assembly. NCBI's taxonomy places the organism in Eukaryota, Fungi, Ascomycota, Dothideomycetes, Dothideales, Saccotheciaceae.